This is a messenger RNA of Peniophora sp. CBMAI 1063, 282 nucleotides long. NCBI's taxonomy places the organism in Eukaryota, Fungi, Basidiomycota, Agaricomycetes, Russulales, Peniophoraceae. The record is from the annotation of a GenBank genome assembly.
AUGGCCAGCAUGACCCGCACCAUCAUCGGCCUGGACACCAUCACAAGGAAUGGCUGUCGGUCUGGCGAGCUCACGACGGUGCGAUCUGUCGUCGGCUAUCACAAGGUGUGGGUACCGGGCUCCUGUCCUGAGGGUUGGCAAAACUCUUUCUUUCUGAUCAUCAACCGCCAGCCCAAGAUGCUUAAGCGCGUUCGGCUUCCUGUACCCCGCGAUACUCUGGGCUCUACGAAGCCCACAACGUAUAGCCCGUCACCCACGCUGCGCAGGGAUCCGCCGUGUUAG